GAGGAGGAGCUUGCAGCGAUAAGAUUCACUCCACGCGCUGUUGGCAUCAAAACUUGCAGUCUCUCCAUCCGUCCUCAUCUCUCUCCAGCGCACUUGUUUUUUUGCAAUCACACACGCACGCACUGGCGUUUUAAUAUUUGUUCCCCCCCGUUGGACGGUGCACAGGUGCAUCCCUCGGCCAUUGCUCGCUCUCUGCUUACUUGAUUAUGGUCACAACCCCUGCGGUGCCAAGGUGGAGUCACCGCGCGUAUCUCGGAUCGGUGCGCUUCUCCAGGGGCUGGGAUGCGCACCGGGCACCUCCCGCUUCCUGCCGAGUUUCGGCUCUACCCAGGAGUCAAGCGCUGCCCCGGGGCGCCGAGGCAGGAGGACCCAGUCGACCCGGAGCAGGAUGCCGGUGAUGAGAGGGCUGCUCGCCCCACAAAACACCUUCCUGGACACGAUCGCGACCCGCUUCGAUGGCACCCACAGCAACUUUGUUCUGGGAAACGCCCAGGUUCAGUCGCUCUACCCCAUCGUCUACUGCUCUGACGGUUUCUGCGAGCUCACCGGCUACGCCCGCGCCGAGCUCAUGCAGAAGAGUUGCGCUUGCCACUUCCUGUACGGCCCCGAAACGAGCGACAAGUCCACGGCCCAGAUCCAAGGAGCCCUGAUUGAGAGGAAGGAGUUCAAGACAGAGUUGGUUUUCUACAAGAAGGAAGGAACACAGUUCUGGUGUCUUCUCGACAUCGUACCCAUCAAGAAUGAAAAGGGGGAGGUGGUUCUGUUCCUCGUGUCGCACAAAGACAUCAGCGACAAGAAGAAGGACACGGAGCAAGGACCUGACACAGACGAGGAGACGGGUCUGGAGGUGCAUCAGGUUACUCGCCCUCCAGGCUUCAACGCUAACCGGCGCCGCAGCAGAGCAGUUCUCUAUCACCUGUCGGGACACCUGCAGAAACAAGACAAGGGCAAACUCAAGAUCAACAAUAACAUGUUCGGAGACAAGCCUCCGAUCCCAGAGUACAAGGUAGCAGCCAUCCAGAAAUCUCGCUUCAUCUUGCUCCACUAUGGAACCUUCAAGGCCGGCUGGGAUUGGUUAAUUCUGCUGGCGACGUUCUACGUGGCCGUCACCGUGCCCUAUAACGUGUGUUUCACUGUGGUGGGGGGGCGGGAUGAAGGGAGCAGCACUGCCCCACGGAGUCCGCCCAGCGUCAGCGACAUCCUCGUAGAGAUCCUGUUUAUUUUGGACAUUUUGCUGAACUUCCGAACUACUUUUGUGAGCACGUCGGGUCAGGUGGUGUACGACGCCCGCUCCAUUUGCGUCCACUACGUCACCACGUGGCUCUUUGUUGAUCUCAUCGCCGCCCUGCCCUUUGAUCUGCUUUACGCUUUCAACGUCAGCGUGUACUUUGGAGUCCACCUGUUGAAGACGGUCCGGCUGCUCCGGUUGCUGCGGCUGCUGCAGAAGCUGGAGCGAUACUCCCAGUACAGCGCCGUGGUUCUCACUCUGCUGAUGUCCAUGUUCGCCCUGCUGGCCCAUUGGAUGGCCUGCGUCUGGUACUUCAUCGGGCGCAAGGAGAUCGAAAGUCCCGGCUCCUGGGAUAUUGGUUGGCUCCAUGAGCUGGCCAAGCGUCUUGGGUCCCCCUACGUCCUGUCGACGCUGGUCCCAGCCACAGUCAGCAGCGUCCCGGCCAACAGCAGUCAGUGGAACCUGUCGGAGGUCGGAGGGCAGGACUCCUGGAACUCCAGCCAAAAUUACGGAAACACGUCUGGAGGAGGGGCCGUGGCGGAGACGACCCCCGGAGGCGGGAGUUUCGGGGUGCUGGGUGGCGGCCCGUCGAUGCGUAGCAGCUACGUGACGUCGCUUUACUUUGCUCUGAGCAGUCUCACCAGUGUGGGAUUUGGAAAUGUGUCCGCCAACACGGACUCAGAGAAGAUCUUCUCCAUCUGCACCAUGCUAAUAGGAGCUUUGAUGCACGCGGUGGUGUUUGGCAACGUGACGGCCAUCAUCCAGAGGAUGUACUCGCGCCGCUCGCUCUACCACACCCGCACCAAGGACCUGAAGGACUUCAUCAGGGUCCAUCGGCUUCCCAAGGCCUUGGAGCAGCGCAUGCUGGAGUGUUUCCAGACGACGUGGUCGGUCAACAACGGAAUAGACGUUAGUGAGCUCCUGAAGGACUUCCCAGACGAGCUGAGGGCCGACAUCGCCAUGCAUCUGAACAAGGAGCUGCUCCAGCUGCCGCUGUUUGAAUCGGCAAGCCGGGGCUGUCUGCGCUCUCUCUCCCUCAUCAUCAGGACCUCCUUCUGCGCCCCGGGCGAGUUCCUCAUCCGGCAGGGAGACGCCCUGCAGGCCAUCUACUUCGUCUGCUCGGGCUCCAUGGAGGUUCUGAAAGACAACACUGUGCUGGCCAUACUGGGCAAAGGAGAUCUGAUUGGCUCGGACUCGCUGACGAAGGAGCAGGUGAUCAAGACCAACGCUAACGUCAAGGCUCUGACCUACUGCGACCUGCAGUACAUCAGCCUUAAGGGCCUCCGCGAGGUCCUCCGCCUCUACCCCGAGUACGCCCAGAAGUUCAUCAGCGAGAUACAGCACGACCUCACGUACAAUCUGCGAGAGGGCCAUGGGGCAGAUGUGGACUGGGAGAGUAACGGCGGCCUGGUGAAGAAGCUGCCGUCGAUCCGUGAGGAUGAGGAGGGCGGCGAGGAGCAGAACUCGGUGUCUCGUGCCACUCGCUCGCCGCUGCGUCUCAGCAGGGGGCUCAGCUCGCCCCUGCGCUCCCCUCUCCUGCCCCCGAGGCCGUUCCGCGCUCCCUCCGACAACUCCCGCCCCACGACCCUGCAGAUACCGGUGGUCAGCUUCAGCAGCGUGCAGCCGGAACUCAGCCCAAGAUUCGUGGACGGGAUUGAAACGGAGAGCAACUCCACCUCAUCGCAGAAGUUUGAGUUCAGUCCCAGCAUGUCACCUGCAGCACCGCCCUCUCCUUCCCAAGGGAUGCGGGAGCACUCUGAGAUCAAGCAGAGUGUGUCUAAACUCACUGAGGAGGUGAGUGCUGACCGAUGAUGAUGAUGAUGAUGGUGAUGAUGCAUAAAAAAUGUCUGUCAAUAAAAAUACCUAUUUGUAUUUGGUGGAAAGUUAGGCAACAGGCUGAGAAAAAAAGAACAUAUUUUUGUCUAUGUAGCUCCACCAUGUGGCCAUUUAUCAAGCACUUUUCAUUGCGCUG
Molecule: messenger RNA, 3200 nt
Organism: Etheostoma cragini (Arkansas darter)
Lineage: Eukaryota; Metazoa; Chordata; Actinopteri; Perciformes; Percidae
Gene: kcnh3
Product: potassium voltage-gated channel, subfamily H (eag-related), member 3
Exons: 14
Coding region: 389-3040 (883 amino acids)
Biological process (GO): regulation of membrane potential; potassium ion transmembrane transport
Cellular component (GO): membrane
Molecular function (GO): voltage-gated potassium channel activity
Source: RefSeq, a predicted model, not a curated record